This is a messenger RNA of Eriocheir sinensis (Chinese mitten crab), 1619 nucleotides long. RefSeq names its product zinc finger MYM-type protein 1-like. The coding region runs from base 507 to 1619 and encodes 370 amino acids. The record is from RefSeq and is a predicted model, not a curated record. The transcript has 5 exons. Lineage: Eukaryota; Metazoa; Arthropoda; Malacostraca; Decapoda; Varunidae.
AAAAGCGAGACAGGUCAAAAGAAGAAGAAGAAGGAGGUUUGUUAUGGGAACGACUCCUGAUAACAACUACCACUGACGGGGCUCUAGAGGCUGUGGGAACGACUCCUGAUAACAACUACCACUGACGGGGCUCUAGAGGCUGUGGGAACGACUCCUGAUAACAACUACCACUGACGGGGCUCUAGAGGCUGUGGGAACGACUCCUGAUAACAACUACCACUGACGGGGCUCUAGAGGCUGUGGGAACGACUCCUGAUAACAACUACCACUGACGGGGCUCUAGAGGCUGUGGGAACGACUCCUGAUAACAACUACCACUGACGGGGCUCUAGAGGCUGUGGGAACGACUCCUGAUAACAACUACCACUGACGGGGCUCUAGAGGCUGUGGGCCCACAGCCUAACUAGCCCCAUAAAACACCCACGAAGAAGAAGAAGAAGGGCCCACAGCCUAACUAGCCCCAUAAAACACCCACGAAGAAGUAUAAAUCUUCCUCCAAGAACAUCAUGGCAGCAAUGUUUACUUCUCCAUGCAGAGUGCUCUCUUCCAUCAGACUUGCAAGAUGCAUUUGUAACACCUCUGUUUCUUUCACAGGUAAAGGAAUUCGAGGUUCUGUAAAGGGCCUUGGCUUACGAGAGAAGGAACUGCAGGAGCUGGAAGCAGAAGACUUGGAGAACAUGACUGAGGCCUCUCUUGACAGCUUCAAUCAGGAGGCUGCCAACAUUGAAGGAGAUGUCAAGAGAUAUCAAAAUCAUGUACGUCAAAAAACUAUUCAACGCAAGUAUUUCAAAUCUCGGGGUCUUGAGGAGGAGAACCUGUUGACGUGGUCCAUGAAGGAACAACUUAAAUACCUCCAUUCCACUGAUCCUGAUCGGUGGACACCUGAAGUUCUCUCAGAUUCCUUUCCCAUUUCUCCUGAAGGUGUUGCGGUACAACCCAGUACAAGUGAUAAUCCUGACAAUGCUGACAUACUAACACCUGUUAAAGAGCAGGUGCAGGAUCUAGCCACAAAGCCAGAAGAGGGACCCACACAGCCGAGACUUAAAGUGUAUCCUAAAUUACAGUCCGGUUCUCAGACCAGGUCUUUCCAAUAUGAGUGGUAUAAAAGGUAUGAGUGGCUGGAAUACUCUGUGACUAAUGACCGAGUUUAUUGUUUUCCAUGUAGACUUUUUGGCGGUAGUGUUGGUCACAAAGAAGUAACAUUCACCAACGAUGGCUUUAGAGUCUGGAAAAAGAUGCAUGAAAAAGCAUUAAAGCAUGGAGAAUCCACGUAUCAUAUAAAUGCAAUGCAAAAGUGGAUCAACUUCAAGAGUUCACAGCAGCAUGGUAACAUUCAUCAGAAACUUGAUAGCCAACACAAACAGCAGGUUCUGGAUAACAGAGACUAUGUUAAAACACUCUUAAACAUUGUCAUUACAGCAGCUAAAUCUAAUAUGGCAUUCAGGGGUCAUGAUGAAUCUGAAAAUUCAUUAAAUAAGGGUAUCUUUCUAGAGAUAUUUGAUUUGUUAAAAAGGGAGUCAGAAAAGUUUCAAAAAUUGGUAAAAAGAUUCCAAACAAUGCCAAAUAUACUUCAGGGGUCAGCCAGAAUUCUCUUUUGCAAGCUGUUGCUGAGUGUGUAA